CAUGCCCUCUUUUCCAAGUCAACUAACGUGUUUAUGCAGAUGAAGAGCAGAGGAAGCAAUGUGCAGGAAUUUCCAAUCAGAAGGCCUUCCCUUCAAGUUCAAAGCUGCUACAUUGUAAAGCAUCAAUGUAAAACGGAAAAUCUUCCCCUCUCAUUCGAAGCCUGGAAACCGCGUGUAAAGUCUCAGGAUGGUCAUGGGUCUAUACUGUGCUCAUGCGCGAGUGCUACUUCACAUUGGGUUGCACAUCUUGUUCACUGCCAUGUUAGGUGAGACCAUUAACUCAUCACAGUAUCAACUUUGCGAACCCCUGAAAUGUGGCGGGGGCAGAAGCCCAGAAAUAAGGUAUCCCUUUUACAUUCCUGGAAAAGAAAGAGGCUUAUGUGGUUACCCUGGAUUUGAGAUCAUCUGUCAAGGAACAAAAACUAUGUACGGUCACUACUCGGUUGAAAGAAUUUCCUAUGAAGAACAAUCUAUUCAAUUGGUGAAUGAGUACGUUAUGGAUGCUCCCUGCUUCACUCCUCGUCCCUCCACUUUCUAUCCCGUAAACCCGAUUUUAGGUCACAGUUACUCCUUUCAUCCAAGACUCCGGUUCUUCUAUAAUUGCACAGGCUCCUUUUCUUUUCGUUACCCCACAAUCCCAGUAAAUUGUACGUCUAACCCCAUAUAUAACUCCUUUGUUGCAUUAAUACAUCCAAAUGACCCCUACUAUCAAGAAGGUGGAGCCUGCCAGUCGUCUGUGGAGGUACCAGUAGAACUGAAGGAAGGGUUGUCGAACCAAACAAUAGGUGAUGUGGACUACAAGGAGUUGUUGAAGGAAGGGUUCAUCUUAAAAUGGGAUUUAUUACCCGAAAAGAAUUGUCAGACUUGUCGACAAAGUAAUGGCCGAUGUGGACUGUCAGACGAGGAACAUUUCUGCUGUUAUUGCCCUGAUGGAACUCGCCACCACAAGGACUGCAAUAGCAGCAACAGCGGAAAAAGACGCUUGUGGUUGAAGAUAGGACACGGUAUUGGAAUUGGAAGCUUGAUCAUUGGCCUUUUGUCCUAUGUGAUCUACUUGAAAAGGAAAAAUGCUUCUCAUAAGCUCCAUUUGAGAAACAACACUUCAUGUCCUUACUCGAAUUCGGACAUGGGAGAGAGAAGUGUCUAUUUUGAGGUCCCCAUUUUCACCAGUUCUGAGCUCGAAGAAGCCACAAAUAACUUCUCUGCUUCCAAUGAACUUGGGGAUGGCGGUUUUGGAACUGUUUACUAUGGAAAACUCCGAGACGGACGGGAAGUAGCAGUCAAGCGCCUAAACCAGCACAGCCACCUGAGGGUGAAGCAGUUCAUGAACGAAGUAGAGAUUCUCACCCGCUUACGCCACAAAAACCUCGUCUUGCUUUACGGUUGCACAUCCCGUCACAGCCAUGAACUUCUACUCGUCUAUGAGUAUGUCUCCAAUGGCACUGUGGCUGAUCAUAUCCACAGCAGAAAAGCAAAACUCUCUAUGUUGCCUUGGCAUGCCCGUAUGAGCAUCGCCAUAGAGACCGCCACCGCAUUGGCUCACCUCCAUGCUUCUGACAUUAUCCACCGCGAUGUAACAACUAAUAACAUCCUUCUCGACAGUAAUUUUAGUGUCAAAGUUGCAGAUUUCGGGCUUUCCAGGCUAUUCCCUAAUGAUGUCAGUCACAUCUCAACAUCUCCUCAAGGAACUCCAGGUUAUGUGGACCCUGAGUAUUAUCAAUGCUAUCAACUUACUGAGAAAAGCGAUGUUUAUAGCUUUGGAGUUGUUCUGAUUGAGCUUAUAUCGUCCAAGACAGCCGUGGAUGUAAGCAGAGCAAGGCAUGAGAUUAAUCUAGCCAAUCUGGCUGUCAACAAGAUUCAGAAAUGCGCAUUCAGUGAACUGAUCGACCCGACUCUAGGAUUUGAGUUAGAUGACGAAAUUUAUAGGAUGACAACUUCAGUGGCUGAGCUGACAUUCCGGUGCUUGCAACAGGACAAGGAGAUGAGGCCAUCAAUGGACGAGGUUUUGAAGGAACUGAAGGUAAUUGCAAGUGGCGAGAAAGCUGCAGACGAAUUUGUGGAUGUUGACGGUGAUGAAAACGUCCUAGCAUCUCCCCCGGAUUAUGACGAUGUCCAGCUAUUGAAGAAUAUGCAGCUGACACGUUCUCCUGUUUCUGUGACUCAAAGAUGGGAUAGCAUCAGCAGUCGUUCUGCUCCCAGCGUUCAAGUUUAAUUUGAAUUUUUAAUGAGCUGCCAGUA
Syzygium oleosum is the source of this 2238-nucleotide messenger RNA. Its product is annotated as LEAF RUST 10 DISEASE-RESISTANCE LOCUS RECEPTOR-LIKE PROTEIN KINASE-like 1.2. Lineage: Eukaryota; Viridiplantae; Streptophyta; Magnoliopsida; Myrtales; Myrtaceae. Gene Ontology annotation, molecular function: ATP binding; protein kinase activity; polysaccharide binding. The coding region runs from base 188 to 2212 and encodes 674 amino acids. Gene Ontology annotation, biological process: protein phosphorylation. The record is from RefSeq and is a predicted model, not a curated record. The transcript has 4 exons.